This is a messenger RNA of Octopus bimaculoides (California two-spot octopus), 1063 nucleotides long. RefSeq lists its product as uncharacterized. Lineage: Eukaryota; Metazoa; Mollusca; Cephalopoda; Octopoda; Octopodidae. The record is from RefSeq and is a predicted model, not a curated record.
UCCUUAAUCUAAACUGUACACGGAUCACAUUAAUCGCUAUAAAUAUAGAACCGAUCGUAUUCUUGUUACACAGUCGUCUAUCAUCUGUAACUGUCGAACUUCUGUCUCAUUAGCGAGCAAUUGUGUGUCGAAUUUUGAGAAGACGAAGCGAAAAGAAAAACAAUGGUUGCGAUUAAGGUAAUCUUCUGUUUAGCUGUAAUGGUAUGUCUGGCUAAUGGUGCUGUCAUAAAGUUGGAUCCAAAGAUAAGUAAAGAUACUAGUACUUAUGAAAGAGUUCUUUUAGAGAAACUUAUAGAAAAGUUUCAGUUUGAACGAAUGCUGAAGAAUAAUGAUAUCGAACCUCAGAAUGAAAUACUGGUCACUGAAGUUGCUGAAAAUAGUGAGUUGCGAAAUCUUGAACAUCUGAGGUGUUCUUGGAAUCAGAAUAUAGGGAAUUGCUGUGCCGGUCUGUUUAGACUCCCUAAAUUAUGCAUUCGAAUGGAAAUUUCAAACAGAGAGUUGCAGUUCUCAUUAACAAUUGGUGGUCAUGUGAUUCUGCGUAAAACUUUCCGAGGAACAUUUACUAAAACUUUUGAAUUCCAUUUGGGAGUUGCUUCAAUUUCAUUUACAUUGAAUGUGGAGACUUUAAGUACCCAGGAAUUUAAAGCGUGCUUCCGUAUAACCUACAAGGUUUUGUUUUUUCAUCUCUCAACUAAUCUCGGUUGUAUCCACAAAUAUUUUCAUUCCAACGAAAUUAGCCCUCCGGACAGUAUAGAAGAUUGGAAUAUAAAUGAUAAAGUUUCUUUUGGGGCACAAGUAUUUCAAGCUGACACGGCUAAGAGACUGGAAUACAUUGGCGAAAGAAACGAAAACGCAGAUUCUCUCACUUGGUCCAAAGACGCCGAGAAGUAAUGAGCGAAUUGAAAGAUAGUAGUUUUGUUAGUCUGUAUACGGUUUUAUACAGAUAAUAGAAUAAUAAUAAAAUAUAGAAAUAUAUAAAAAAAUAAAACGAUAUAAAUUUUGGGAAUAAUGCAUGAGAGGUUUUGGAAACCAAUUUGUCUUUAAUAAAUAUUUCAUUACUUUA